UGCUGUGUGUUUUGUUUCAGUCUCCUGUUUAGGGGUUCCUCUUCUAGUGUUUCAGUUCUUAGUUCCUCUGUUCAGAGUUUUGUUUUUUGGUGAGUUUAAUUUACUAAGAGGUUUUUCCCAGCAAUAAAGCUGCGCUUUGAGUUUUACCUCUGUGUUUGAGUCCUGCUCUUGGGUCCACCUUUCCUGUCUGCCUGCCACACAGCCCUCCAUGACAGAACGACUCGACCAGUACAUGGACCCAGCAGAACUCACCCUGUCUGAUGAGCUUAAGGAGGAUAUAAUUUAUUCAGUGAAUAGAUUAUGUGACCUGUGGCUGAAUCAUCCAGAGGAGUUUCAGCGUGCUGUACCCAACCAGCUACAAUGACUAGUUUCUGGUCUCCCCUGGCUUUUGGACUCGCUUCACCCACUCAUACAGGAAUUUUUCCUUAAUGAGCUUCAUCUGCAUCCCCCUGCCGCUACAGCUUACCCACCCAGCUCGGAGAAGGAUGUGCUGCCCGGCCUGCCGGACUUGGAGUUGCCCGGCUCACUGGAGCCACCACCGAAGUUGAAGCGACGGCGAUGUUUUUUGUGAAAUUCCAGACUCAUCAAGAGGAUUUAACCCUGUAAGACCCAACCCAUCAAAAAAAAAUGGCCAGAAAAUUCCGAUUUUUUUUUUAAUUUAUUUUUUUUGGAACUGAGAUGGUUAUUAUGUAUAUAUUGUGUUAUUCUUACUUAGUGUAUUGUCUUUCUUUGUUACUGUUUGUUUAUACUGGAGCACUUUAACCAAAAAUAAUUUCCCCUAGAGAUCAAUAAAGUAUUCUGAUUAACCAUUCUAACAAAAUCCACAAUGUUUUUGCUGUAUGUAUAUUUUUGUUUAUCUUUUAUUUUUGUAUUGCACUUGAUACAUUGGGCAUUUUUGGCACGUUUUGUUAACAAUAAUGUUAAUUCUAGACAAAAAAGGAGUUUUUGAAAUUAUGGCAAGUAUUUAUCAUGUUGAUGAGAUAGCGGUCUCAGAAACUCAUGCAUCAAAAAUAGGAUACAAAGGGCAUUGUAGGGUUAAGGAAAUAGAAGCGAUGUAGCAGUAUAAGCCAAGAGAAGGCAGUAGUACAACUGUAUUGAAUGCAAGCUCCCAUUAAAAACGAAAGAAGAAGACGACACCGGAAACUACCCAAUCUGCAGUAACCAGACCUUCAUGUGUUGCUAGGUUUUUCCUCUGGAUUAAAAUGGCGUGGAUUGGUGUCUGUAAAGGCUCUCGUUUUACACAUAUUUAAUUUCCCAAUAAAGAUGUUUGAUUUUAGUUAUUACACAUUUUAAAUCCUAUUUGUUACGGUGAAGCGUUUUAAUUUGAAGGAGGUCACCGGAACACCCCCUCAUUGUAAGAAGUCUCCAGUAACGAUCACCGGUUUCAUCCUUCGUUCUCUCAGCUCUUCUUCUACUUCCGUCAUGGCGCCCACUUUGGGCUUUUUUCCUGUUGUCACGUUGGUGGUGCUGUCUGGUUUUCCCGCCGCUGUGUCCUCGCGAAGGGACGUGCUCGAGCUCGGGGACGCGGACUUCGAUUACCUGGCAACAGAGCACGAGACCAUGCUGGUGAAAUUCUACGCUCCUUGGUGUGGUCAUUGUAAGAAAUUGGCCCCAGAGUUUGAGAAAGCUGCUAGUCGACUGAAAGGAAGUGUUCAAUUAGCAAAGGUGGACUGUACGACAAACUCUGAGACGUGCAGUCGUUUUGGGGUCUCAGGUUAUCCCACCUUGAGAAUUUUUAGGUACGGCAAAGAUUCCGCCCCCUAUGAUGGUCCUCGCACUGCAGAGGGGAUCUACGAGACUAUGAGGAGGCAGACUGGUCCAGACUCGAUGCACCUGAAGACCAAAGACGAUCUGAAGGCCUUUGUCAAUAACCAUGACGCCAGCAUUGUAGGUGUGUUCUCAGGUACGGACAGCCCCCGUCUGGCUGAGUUCCUGAAGGCAGCCACUCUACUCAGAGAACAGUUCCGUUUCGCUCACAGCACCAACCUGCAGCUCGCCGAAGAGCAUGGGGCCAACUCAGAAUGUGUGCUGCUGUUCAGACCUCCCAGACUCGCCAAUGCUUUUGAGGACAGCAUUGUCAUCUUCAGAGACUACCUGACCAUCGGCUCACUGCGGCGCUUCAUCAGAGAUCACAUCUACGGUCUGUGUCCUCACAUGACAAUAGAGAAUAGAGACCGUCUGAGAGUCCGGGACCUGCUGACGGCGUACUACGAUCUUGACUACCAUCACAACAUCCCCGGCUCCAACUACUGGAGGAACAGGGUAAUGAAGGUGGCGUCUAAGUAUGUCAGGCGGGGUCUAACCUUCUCUAUAGCCAAUAAGAAGGACUUCCUGUUGGAGCUGGAGGAAGACUUUGGAAUGGGGACGUCAGAUGGAGGGGAGCUGCCCUUUAUCACCAUCCGGACCCGACUGGGUCACAAGUACACCAUGAGGGAGGAGUUCACGAGGGAUGGUGCGUCUCUGCAGAGGUUCCUGGAAGAUUACUUUGCAGGUCGACUCAAACGUUACAUCAAAUCAGAACCGAUACCUGAAAAGAACUCUGGGGCUGUCAAAGUGGUGGUAGCAGAGUCCUUUGAUCAGGUGGUGAAUGACCCGGAUAAAAAUGUUCUGAUCCAGUUUUUUUCUCCGUUGUGUCCUCACUGUAAGAAGUUGGAGCCGGUCUAUGGAGAGCUUGCUGAAACGCUGCGCUCUGACCCCAAAAUCAUCAUUGCCAAGAUGAAUGCCCUGGCCAAUGACGUCCCUCUGGGUUACGAUGUCCAAGGGUUUCCCACCAUCUACUUUGCUCCAGUAGGCAGGAAGGACGAACCCGUCAGAUACCAGGGCACCCGCGAGCUCAAAGACUUCCUCCGGUUCCUCAAGCGAGAGGCGAGUCACCACUUGGUGUUGAGUGGCUUCAAAGAUGAACUCUGACACCCCCAACAGCAAGGAGGAGAGCCUGAAUCUGGAGCGCCAAUACCGGACAUUACAUCAGGACACUCGUUGCAUCAAAUCAAAUCGCUCACUCAUCCCUGAAACACACCGCUAUUAAUCAUGCCAUUGUCAGCCUCAUUAUUUAUUUAUUUAUUUGUUUGUUUGUUUGUUAACUUCAGUCGACCUCCUUUCGUGCACAAACAGGUUGCAGGUGUUUUUCUUCUGUUUUUUGGGACAAUAAAGUUUUGUAUGAAU
This is a messenger RNA of Maylandia zebra (zebra mbuna), 3165 nucleotides long. Its product is annotated as protein disulfide-isomerase A3. Gene Ontology annotation, molecular function: protein disulfide isomerase activity. Gene Ontology annotation, biological process: protein folding; response to endoplasmic reticulum stress. Lineage: Eukaryota; Metazoa; Chordata; Actinopteri; Cichliformes; Cichlidae. The record is from RefSeq and is a predicted model, not a curated record. Gene Ontology annotation, cellular component: cell surface; endoplasmic reticulum.